GCUGUGUCCCACUCUCUGAGGAUCCGAGCACUGAGAAGCUGCUGCUGCUGCAGGAUGACAGGCAGCGGGGAGUGUGCCUUGCUUCACGGCUGCCGGCAGAGAUGGCGCCCUGAUGCCGGUGAAUAAGCAGAAAAACAGAGCAGAGGGAGGGACAAGGGAUGCGGGCAGCGGAUGAUGAGGAGCUGCAUCACUCAGAGCAUCACAUGGCAGGAGAUGAUGACAGCGCUCUGUGGAUAUUUACGGAUGUUUUAUUGUUCUUUUGUACAUUUUUUAUUUUUUUUUACAUGAGAUCUGAAGCAGUGUGAAGUGUGAUCCCUGAGAGGGGAGGCGGUGGGGGGGUUGUUGUCUGCCUCGUUUCUCCCUCCAGCGGGGCUCUCUGCUCGUCCGACGCAGGGAGGAGAGGGCAGGGCGGGGAGGGAGACGGGGCGAUGGCUGCCGGCGGAGCGGGAUGCGGCGACACGGUGGAGGAGUGCCGGGUCGAGGUGGAGCGCCUGACCCGGGAGCUGGCGGAGGCCAACCGCGAGAAGGUCCGGGCGGCGGAGUGCGGGCUGGUGGUGCUGGAGGAGAACCAGAGGCUGAAGCAGCAGUACGCCGACCUGGAGGCCGAGCAGGAGGCGCUGAGGCUGGAGCUGGAGCAGCUGCAGGAGGUGGGCUCAGCAGGGGCAUUUGGCCAUGCCUACUCCACCCAGCGCAAGGUGGCCGAGGAUGGGGAGAACAACGAGGAGACGCUGCUGCAGGAGUCCGCCACCAAGGAGGCCUACUACGUGGGCCGCAUCCUGGAGCUGCAGUCGGAGCUGAAGCUCAGCCGGGCCGCUGCCUCCAACGCUCAGGCUGACAACGAGCAUCUGAGCACCCUGCUGCAGGAGCUCAGGGAGAGUAAUGAAAUGUUGGAGCUGCAGCGCAGCCGCAUGAGGGAGGAGAUCAGGGAGUACAAGCUCCGAGAUGCGCGGCUGCUCCAGGACUACACUGAGCUGGAGGAGGAGAACAUCUCUCUGCAGAAGCUGGUGUCAACCCUCAAACAGAACCAGGUGGAGUACGAAGGCCUGAAGCAUGAGAUCAAGGUCUUGGAGGAGGAGACCGAACUCCUCAACAGCCAGCUGCAAGACGCGCUGCGUUUGAAGGACAUGUCUGAUACGCAGCUGGAGGAGUGUCUGGAGUCCCUGAAGAGUGAGCGUGAGCAGAAGAACCACCUGCGCAGGGAGCUGGUGCACCACCUCAGCAUGUGUGACGUGGCCUUCACCGGCAGUACCCACCUGACGUUCACCUCGGCCCCGCCCAGUGGCACCGCCACCCCGACAACUCUGCUGUCCCCGAACGCAGAGGAGCCAACAAGAUGUAACGGCCACCUUCAGGGCGGGACCGCAGCGGGGACCGCGGCAGCGCUGGGGGCCCGGCCCAAUGGAGAGUGCCGAGGGCCGGGUCGCAAAGCUGAGGGAGUGACGACGUCGGACCUCUACAGUGAGAUGAACCUGACAGAGAUCCAGAAGCUCAAGCAGCACAUAAUGGCCGUUGAGCGUGAGAAGGUAGCACUGAUGACGAGCCUGGAGGAGUCCCAGACUCAGCUCCAACACACCCAGGGGGCCCUGACGGAGCAGUAUGAGAAGACCCUCCGUCUUAGCCAGAAGGUCACUGCCCUCCGCCGUCUGCAUCGCAGGGCCCAGCUCAACCAGGAAGCCCAGAGCAGUGUCACCUCUCAGCUGAAUCCUGAGGACCUCAGCAGAGAUGACUUAGAGGCUGAAGACGAAGGGGACACGGAGGACUAUAAGAGCGAGACACUGAACAAAAGUCAGUUAUUUUCAUACCAAACGCCGGGUCUGGAGAUCCUGCAGUGCAAGUAUCGUGUUGCUGUGACUGAGGUGGUGGAGCUAAAGGCGGAGCUGAAGGGCUUUAGAGACAGACUGGCUCAGUGUGGGGAGGGAGGAGGGGAGAGGCCGAACCGAUACAGCCAGCACCAGAAGCUGGAGCGGCAGGUCGCUUCGUUGGAGAAGAGCUGCCGGGAGGGACGUGAGAAGAUUUCUAGUCUGGAGUCGGAGUUGCAGGCAGCUCAGUCAGGAGCCAGUGAGAGCCGGGGGGCACUGAACGCAGCUCAGGAUGAGCUGGUGACGCUGAGUGAGGAGCUUGCACAGCUCUACCAUCACGUCUGUCUGUGCAACAAUGAGACGCCCAACCGUGUCAUGCUGGACUACUACAGACAAGGCAGAGGACUGAGGGCCGUCACUGCCAGUCUCAAAGCCAUGUCGUUGGACAACAGCAAAGUUCUCCUCACACCGCGCCUCGCAAGGCGGCUGGCCGCUGUUGCCGCUGCAACCUCGACUUCCGGGGAGUCGCGGAGUCCCUCGGAGUCUCCAUCCAAAGAGCCCCUGUGCAGAGAGGGUGGAGGGGAGGAGAAGGAGGGUCCCCCGGUCCCAUCUGAGCAGAGCCCGCGAGCCUGCACACCUCCUACCCGCUCACCCAGUAUCAGUGCCUCUUCAUCGUCAUCGUCAUCAUCAUCGCCUGCCCUGGAGCCGGCCAGUGAGCUGCGCAAGGAGCCAAUGAACAUCUACAACCUCAACGCCAUCAUCAGAGAGCAGGUGAAGCACCUCCAGCGGGCCGUGGACCAGUCUCUGCAGCUGUCCAGACAGAGAGCUGCGGCCAGGGAACUGGCCCCUCUGCUGGACAAGGACAAGGAGAGCUGCCUGGAGGAGAUCCUGAAGCUCAAGUCUUUGCUGAGCACCAAGAGAGAGCAGAUAGCCACCCUCAGACUGGUGCUGAAGGCUAACAAGCAGACUGCAGAAGGGGCUCUUGCCAACCUUAAGAGUAAGUAUGAUUCCGAGAAGUCCAUGGUGACCACCACCAUGAUGAAGCUGAGGAACGAGUUGAAGGCGCUGAAGGAGGAUGCUGCUACUUUCUCCUCUCUGCGAGCCCUGUUCGCAACCAGGUGUGACGAGUAUGUGAUCCAACUGGAUGAGAUGCAGAGACAGCUGGCUGCCGCCGAGGAUGAGAAGAAGACUCUGAACUCCCUCCUCCGGAUGGCCAUCCAGCAGAAGCUGGCCCUCACCCAGCGCCUGGAGGAUUUAGCUUUCGAUCAAGAGCAGACCCACCGCACCCGUGGGGGAAGGCUGACCCGUGGGAGGACCAGCACCCCCAAAGUAAGUCCCCCAUCCUCGACUUCGGCCUCCAACCUAGCCCAAGGCUAUACCACAUCUUUUGCCCCUGGCAGCCUCCUCGCUUCUGGCCUUACUAGUUCUUCGUCAAUUGUUCCUGAUGAUUCCACUUUGUCUUUUUGUCAGUCCAUGAUCAGUGCAGCUCUGGCUUCACCUCUUACCUCCCCUACCUCACACAUACCUCCUCGCAGUCCAUCAUCAGCAAUGAUCACCUCACUGGCUGGUCUUGUAGCGUCAGAGACCCCCCCAUCCCUUGAGGCCCCCUCUUCUACCUCGGCACGGACCCCACCCUCAACCCCUCUGAGGCUGGCUUCCUCCCAGUGGACCCUGGGGGUGCGAACAGUUGUGAUCGACUCCCAAAGUUUCAAUGUCAACUUCUCCCCUACUCUGCCCCAUGGCUUAGGCUCUACAGUCUCCAGGCACUACACCUCAGACACAUACACCUCUCCCCCGUCCACCACCACCACCAGGCCCACCCUGCUAGGACCUGCCCCCUCUUCUCCAUAUCGUUCCCCUCUUGUUGGGCUCAGGCGCUCCACAUGGAGCCCCACUCCCCGAACUCGACCCCUCUCUAGCCUGACUCGCUCUUCUGUCCAAUACUCUCCUUCCUCGGCCUCCCCUUACUCCCCUUCUUCCUCCUACAGCUACUCCCCUUCCUAUUACAGCUCCUCCUCUGCUUUCCUGCCCUCUAGCUCCUAUCUCACCCCUAGCAGCUCCACCUCCCACAGCCACUCCAGCCACUACACACCCCUGUACCCCAGAUACAACAGUUCUUACCGGCCCCGGCAUUGACCCCCUACUCUGAAUCCUUUAUACUAUAUGCCUUUUUCAGCCUUUAUUGACACCGAAAACUCCCAUCAUUCCUCUCUUUUCUUCACCUGAGAGGUUGGGGGCUCACAGAGAGGAGGACAGAGUGGUUUCCUGUUUGCCAGUCCCUGUUUUCCUGUGCCUAAGCCUUGGCCAAUGGGUUCUGAAUGUUCUGUGACUUUGCUCAGGGAUUUGACAUAAGGAGCACAAGCGCCUUCCUUUUAUUCUGAGACUGCUGAUUGGUCCACAGGAGGGCGUCAAAAGAGACUUUUUAAUUGGAGUUUUUAGUGUUCAGGUUCUUCAGGUUGAGACAACACAUGCAUGGUGAGACACAGAGACAUUCAGACAUUGAAUGGACAUUUGGCGGACACUUUCAUAGCUUCCAAUGAGGGCCAUGACACCACACUGUCCUUGAAAUUCAGUGUAUACUGUAUUGUACUUGGAUGCAUAAAGGUUUAGUAUGACUCCAAUUAGGUAGGUUGCACAAAGUGUUUAUACUUGUUCUGACAGGUCACACUCACAGGUGGGCAGAGAAGUGAAUGGUACAAAUGGAGAUAACAACACACACUUACUGAAAGUCUUUACACUAUGGCAUUCAUAGUAUUAUAUUCUGUCGCAGUUGAAGAUGUGUGGAAAUUAAAAAGAUAGCCUACAGCUUUUAUACCCGCACACAAUCGCUGCGAUCAAGUCAACGCGGUUGUCGGGUUAUUGUUUCGUAAAGUUAGAGAGAAAUCAGUUUCCCAAAGUCCAGUAUUGGAAGGGUAUGGCGGCCAGGUGUGAGUCAUUGUUCGGCCUCCCAACAUAGUGCACCGAUUCUUUCAAGGUUUCAAUUUAAUAAUCCCACACAGACUCCCGCACACCCCUGUAUGAUGAAAGAGCUGUGGGAGAGGAGUGAUGAACCAGUCACUGGUAUUCACCGGGGUACUUUGCCAAAGUGAGCACUGCUUUCCAACGGGAAUCCGUCAGUGCAUCUCAAUGACUGUUCUUCAUUUCCCGGUCUUUCAAUGGUUGUCACAUCAUCAGCUUUAACCUCUAGCAGUUUUUGUCCAUCUCUAGCACCACCCAGUGGUUUGUUCUUAUAUAGCCAUGUACUCAGCUAUGCAUGCUCACGUUUGGAUGCUCUUAUACCGCAGACUUCCUCCCCCUUCCAUAAGAAAAAUGUACCUGAUGGAGGUGCAGGCUGUAUAAAGAGGAAGGAUGUUGGAGAGCACUCAAACAUGGCAUAUGACCAGUGUAGGAUCAGCUGAAUCCCAUUGUCUAGUCAAUGUACAAGGAAAGAUAUAUGACUUGGAGUUAGCUCUGGGGUGUGUCGCAGUAGUCUACGCCUCAAGUACAUCAACUUACUAUCAAAUUACAAAAAAAAAAAAAUGUUGUUUCACAUACAGCAGGGUGGCACAGUAAGGAGGAGGUUAUUUUUCAUGGGUCAAUAUUGAAAGUAUGAAAUAUCAGUAAGUUUAAAAAUUACGCCUUGCAUAUUUAAUUUCCCAAACUAAUAAAACGAGUAGAUUCUUAGCUAAACAGAUCUUUCACACAAAUUGUAACUGAGGCGAUCAAAGACUAUUCUGACACACCGGCGUGGCUGACUUCUGUUACACCAUUACACUAACAAUGUAGCACCCUCUCGUGCCUCUGAGGCCAUCUGCAGAGGUUUGUCAAGCAACAUGGUACUGCACCAAACUCAGGAAAUGUGAAACACUUCAUCCGACCCAGAAUGACUCACAAAUCAAACCAGAGCGUCUACAAGCAUCAUGCCAUCAUGUUUGCAGGGGUUGCAGACCUCCCAGGUUAGACUGCACCUAAGAUUAGAGCAAGGUUUAUAAGAGAUAUGCUUGUUUUACAUCUUACCCAGCGUCACAUGAGAAGACUGAUAUCAGUUUCAUCUGGGUGUUCAGUUUACAGAUAACUCUCGGAUUUGGAUUUUUUUUUAAUUGUGUUAGGUUUUUUAUACCAGCUUGGUAAUUUAAUUAAAUUUUAUUCGUACAGCGCCAAAUCACAACAUACAUUAUCUGAAGGCACUUUACAUAGCAAGGUAGACACUUUACAAUAUUAUAGAGAAACCAACAGUUCCCACAACAAGCAAGCACUUUGGAAACUGUGGAGAAAAAAAUGAAGUGGAGGAAAACUCCCGACAGAACCAGGGUCACUGUGGGCGACCAUUUGCCCCGACUGGUUGGGGUGAGUGGAGAAAAAUCGGGGAAGAGAGGAGAGGUCGGUGGAAAAGAGGGGAGGAGGAGAGAGAGAGACCAGGAAAAAUUAUCUAGCCAUCGUAUUUACGCUGUCAGACUGAUAUACUGUUAUAAUGAAAAUGAUAGUGAUAUUUAUGGAUGUAAUGAUAGCAAUGGCAGUUAUAUAAUAAUAAUAAGCAUAAUAAUAAGCAUAAUAAUAAUGAAAUUAACAGUUUAUCCUUGUAGUUCACAGUGUUAACCUGUGUUGUUCAGACCCUAAAUCCAAGCAGCCGCUCUAUAAAAACCUAUAACACAUUAUUACGUCUGUACCAGACUCACAGCUGAUAUUGUUCUUCUCAUUUGACCUGAGUUGACAGCAAAGUUGCAACCACUGCAGCAUACAUGAUACCGUAUUCCCUGUGUCUGUGUGUGCCUUACAGUAUAUAAGUAUAUACAGUACCUUCACAGUGUAGCCCAGCUUAAUAUCAGAUACCUGCUCUGGCUGUUUGUCUUUAACCUGGACACAAAACCUUUUUAUGUGCUUUCAUUAUUUUUCAUUUCACCUCCACCUCAGUUUAGAAAUACAUAUGUCUUUUCUGUCUUUGCUUUGAGCGUGUGAGGUGGAUAAUGACUCUGCUUUGUCGGACAGUCUAAUCUUAUAACUGUCAGUAGAUAUUUUUGGUGAGGGUGCUGCUGUCCAAAUACUUCCCCAUAUGUCCCCUUCUCCAAUGUAUACUUUAUUUUUUCCCCCUAUACAACACACCACCACUGGUCUUCUUUGUUUCCUUACCUGUUAAUUCUGUCAAUCUCUUUUGUCUUUUCACUAUUUUGCACCGUUAGGCCUAUGACACAUGUUUUUUAAAUAUGCAACAUGGGGCAACACUUAUUUCACAGGCACCUUUAUUUUGGAGAUGAAUGAUUGCCUGCUUUGGAAAGUCUAUACCAUGAUGGGCUUCAUUGUUUUUCUACCUAAAACCACUGAGGCUCUAUGUCUGCAAUCUGAUUUCAAGGUGCAAGUGUUAGGAGCGGUCAUUUGCACAUUUGCUGUAUGCUACUGUUUGAACAAUGAUUUCGUUAUCGUACCUUUUGAAAGUAUGAGCAUAAAAAUGUUUCAGAUGCA
Messenger RNA from Hippoglossus stenolepis (Pacific halibut), 7235 nucleotides. Its product is annotated as protein bicaudal D homolog 1. Gene Ontology annotation, cellular component: cytosol; Golgi apparatus. Gene Ontology annotation, biological process: positive regulation of receptor-mediated endocytosis; protein localization to organelle; microtubule anchoring at microtubule organizing center. NCBI's taxonomy places the organism in Eukaryota, Metazoa, Chordata, Actinopteri, Pleuronectiformes, Pleuronectidae. The record is from RefSeq and is a predicted model, not a curated record. Bases 429 to 3935 code for a protein of 1168 amino acids. The transcript has 11 exons. Gene Ontology annotation, molecular function: dynein intermediate chain binding; dynein complex binding; cytoskeletal adaptor activity.